AUGGGAAUUUCUGGUCUUUUACCGUUUGUUAAGAAUGCGUGCAGAAAAGUAAGUGUUCGAUAAAGUAAAUGAUAGAAAAACCGACGCUCUGUCACAGGGAAACAUUCUGGAAUUGCGUGGCAAGUCAGUAGCUGUGGACGUGAGUUGUCUGUUGCACAGAGGACUCACGGGAUGUAUGGACAAGAUUCACAUGGGAGAGGAAACACAGAGUUACGUUCUCUAUGUAGAGAAAUACAUUAAAGAGCUGCUCGCGUUGGGUUGCCACGUGGUCAUGGUUUUCGACGGAAGGCCUCUGCCGGCGAAAAAGGUUUGAGGGAGAGAAGUCAGAUAAUUUUCAGUGAGCUUCUGCAGGGUACGAAUGACGAACGGCGAGAGCUGCGGGAGAAACGGAAGGAGCACGCGGAGCUUCUUUUGGCGAAAGGACUGGAGCGGGAAGCAAGAGACACGUAUCGGAUGGCGACGAGUAUCUCGGCGGACAUCGUCGAGAAGACCAUCCAGUACUUUCGAACCCGUCAGAACGUGGAUAUUGUUGUCGCUCCUUAUGAAGCAGACGCGCAACUGGCUUAUCUGCUACAAGCGAAACUUGUGGACGCGGUCAUUACGGAGGAUUCCGAUCUUAUUGUGUUUGGCUGUGAGAAAGUGAGCAAGAAUCUGUAAGGUCCUUAGCUAAGUGUCCUUUUAUAUUUCAGAUCUAUUUCAAAUGGCAAUCGGCGAACGGUGAAUGCAGUGUCUACGAGAAGAGCAAUCUUAAAAAGUGUUUCACAGGGGAGCUCGGCGGAGACAAGUUCGACUUUGUCAAGUUUCGCCGAAUUUGUAUUCUAGCGGGGUGCGAUUAUCUGCAGGCGAGACUUAUCGAAAACUGCAGAAAAAAUCUGAAACAGGCAAUUUCAGGCAGGUCUUCCUGGCGUCGGACUGAGCACAGCAGCCAAAUUCUUCUCUUUAACUUCUAUUAAAGAUCUCAAAACAGUAAAACGUUUUUUUUUUCAAUUGCUUUUCAACGAUGUAUCUCAGGUUCUGCGAAAAAUUCCGUCGUAUCUUAAGAAUUCAAAAUUGAAAGAGCACGUGACGGAGGAAUUCAUCGCGAGUUUCGAACGAGCGGAAAACACUUUCAAGCAUCAAAUCGUCUUUGAUCCGAAAGAAAGAUGCCAGAAACCGUUGACGCCGUAUCAGGGGACAGCUGUCGAAGUCAUUGAUCUGGAGGUGAGCAAGUGAAACGGAGAAGUCACUCAAACGUUUCGAUUGCUUUUCAGAACGAAGCGACCGCCUCUCCUGACGAUUCAACUCGUUCUUCUUCUCUUUUUGAGUACGCCGGCACAAUAUGCACACAGAGAAUUUCCAUCAGAUUGGCACUCGGAAAUCCCGUAAUUUUCAUUAACAGAAACAGUCCAUGUGAUCCUUAGUUUUCAGGCGAACGCAAAUACGAUUGACGAUCGUUUUCUUCUGGUUCAGCCAAUUCCGAAUUGGAGCGUCUGGGGAUUACGGUAGGAGUAUUCGGGUCGUUUUCGUUUUGAGAUCCUCUUUUAACAGAUACGAGAGUAAAGGUUCGAUUCUGGAGAAAUUGGAAAAGGAGAAAGAAGUUGAAGCCACGAAGUGUGGCGGAGCAUUCAAAGUAUAAAAUAGUGAAAAGAGUCGCUCUUAUCCCUGUAUUCUCCUCUUUCAGCUCGAUUCUCCAUCUCUGAAACGUGUCAAAGUGCAGAAAAAGUUCCAGUUAGAUAGCAAAAUUGACGAAGACGACAUUGUGAAGCAGUUCAUGGAAGACAUUGAAAAAGAGAAAGUCUCCUUUAAAAAACGGAAAAAUGCACCGGAAAUGGAUUACACGGCCGAAAAGAUGCUCAAAUUGUACUCGAAUCCCCCACCCAAACCCAAAAAGGCUAAAAUGCUCGAAGUGGAUGACGACUUUUCCGAGUUUCUGACGGCGAAAACCUUUACGGAGAAAGAAAAAACUAUAGAGGAAAAAGGAGAUGUCAUUGUGGAAGGUAAGCAGUUUCUCUUUUUCUUCCGGUAAGAUCCUCUCAGUUUCAGAGAAAGAGCCCGAAUCGGAUCCACCGCCAUCUGUCCGCAAAACAGUUUCGACUCCUGAGCCUUCGUCUUCCUCGCAGAAGCACAAAAAGUUCCAAUCGCCACUUCUUACCCAUCAAAACUCGGCGCCUGCUGCUUUUUCGGACAAGUCUCAGCCAACGAAUGGCUCGAAACUGUCUGUAGUUUCAAAGUACUUUGCGAAGAAAACAACUGAAAACGGGUGCGUUUUCCUAGAAUAGUUCUAUAACGGGAAACAACGUAAUCACUUCCAGAACUCCGAAAACAUCUAAUCCAUUCCGUUGUCCUGCGUUUGUAAAGUCAACAUCAAAGACGGGAAACACUGAAGAAAACGGAGUAGGACUUAUUUUUAGAAUAAAUUGUUUUCACCAAUAUGUAAAAUACUGUAUGUUUUCAGAAAUCGUCACUUCUGGGGGCUCUUGACAUGGACAAUUCUGAUUCGAGUGUCAAAACAGCAACAGCCUCCAACUUCCGCUUUGUCGGAUUUAAAUCAGCGGGCCUUAGUAGAAAAUCGAAAAAUUGA
Messenger RNA from Caenorhabditis sp. 36 PRJEB53466, 2560 nucleotides. Lineage: Eukaryota; Metazoa; Nematoda; Chromadorea; Rhabditida; Rhabditidae. The record is from the annotation of a GenBank genome assembly.